AGAGGGUAGGGCUGGGAAAGGAGCUCAGCCCCGUUGUGUUGGGAAACAGCGACGGGAAAACAAGCCCAAGUUUCUGCUCUGCGCGCUCGCACCGACCGUGUGCGGGAGUCAGCGCGGAAACUCGGGAGGACCUCAAAGUAAAAAGAGAACGGAAAGAAAAAGCCCAAUCAAAAAGCAUCUUUCUAGGGAAACAUCGAAGAGGGAAACGGCAACAGUUUUCUGCGGGCUCACCCUCCCCGAGAACUGUCAGCCACUUUGCAGUAAGCAGAGCACAGGAUUUAUUUCUCGGCCGUGACUUCCAACCUGUGAAUAAAUAGCACUUUAGAGAGAGAAUGGGACCCGAAAAGACUCUCAAGCACUGAGCAGAGGGGUGAGUUUUAUUGAAUGGCUUCUUCUCUUUCCGAUCCGCUGGAGCUUUCUAACCUCCUGCUUUCAGGCACGGCAGCCCAAUGACUUGUCUUUUCACUGCAGCUUGUUGCAUCCCUCACCAGGCUUUCCUGAGCGCAGGUCUGUGUCCGUAGCCUUUUCCCCCGCCGCUCCAGGUCAUUCAUUUGCAGCAGAGCUGAUUUGCUGCCGAUUUGCUUUCAUGAGAAAUUAAAUCCACAAGUCUUUGAAACCGAACGGCAGCCUAAAAAUCAGCUAGAAUCCAACACCGUUUAAAAUGGCAGGUGACUUUAGGUUUCCAGAUGUGGACACUGACGUAACAGAGAAAAACGAAGAAACUGAGAUCGUAGUCAAUGUCGGUGGGGUGAGGCAGGUGUUCUACAGUGAUAACCUGAACCAGUACCCAGGAACACGGCUGGCAGAGUUGCUCAACUGCCUGUCGGGGGGAUACGACAGCAUAUUCUCCCUCUGUGAUGACUACGAUCCUGGAAAGAGAGAGUUUUACUUUGACAGAGAUCCAGAUGCUUUCAAAUGCAUUAUUGAUGUGUACUACUUUGGGGAAAUUCACAUGAAGAAAGGAAUAUGCCCCAUCUGUUUCAAGAAUGAGAUGGAAUUUUGGAAAGUGGAUCUUAAAUUUUUGGAUGACUGCUGCAAAACUCAUCUGAGUGAGAAAAAGGAGGAACUGGAGGAAAUAGCCCGAAGGGUGCAACUGAUCCUGGAUGACUUGGGAGUGGAUGCCUCCGAAAGCCGCUGGAAAAGAUGUCAAAAGUACAUCUGGAAGUUCUUGGAGAAGCCAGAAUCGUCCUACCCAGCUCGAGUGAUUGCCGUUCUGUCUUUCCUGUUCAUUUUGAUCUCCUCAGUUGUGAUGUGCGUGGGGACCAUCCCAGACAUGCAGGUCUUAGAUGCGGAGGGAAACCGUGUGGAGCACCCAACCCUGGACAGCAUCGAGACAGCCUGCAUAGGCUGGUUCACCAUGGAGUACGUGCUGAGGCUCAUCUCCUCUCCAAAUAAACUCCACUUCGCCCUGUCAUUCAUGAACAUUGUCGAUGUACUAGCUAUACUUCCUUUCUAUGUCAGCCUCACCUUGACACAUCUGGGAGCCAAGCUGAUGGAGCUGAGCAAUGUCCAGCAGGCAGUCCAGGCACUGCGCAUCAUGAGGGUCGCGAGGAUUUUCAAGCUUGCACGGCACUCCUCGGGGCUCCAGACCUUGACCUAUGCUCUGAAACGCAGCUUUAAGGAGCUGGGGCUGCUCCUCAUGUACUUAGCUGUUGGGAUCUUUGUCUUUUCUGCCCUGGGUUAUACCAUGGAGCAAAGUCACCCCGAUACCUUAUUUAAAAGCAUCCCUCAGUCAUUCUGGUGGGCAAUCAUCACCAUGACCACGGUCGGGUAUGGAGACAUAUACCCCAAAACAACUCUAGGAAAACUGAAUGCUGCCAUCAGUUUUCUUUGCGGAGUGAUAGCGAUUGCCCUUCCCAUCCACCCUAUCAUUAACAACUUUGUCAGGUACUAUAACAAACAGAGGGUUUUAGAAACGGCUGCCAAGCACGAGUUGGAGCUGAUGGAGCUAAACUCAGCUGAGGGGAAAACUGCAAGCUCCAAGGGUGAACUCGGGGACCUUGCAAGUGAGGGCAAGGAGGGCCCUUUUUAUAGCAGCCGGCUAAAAGUCUCCCACAGUGACACCUUUAUUCAUCUCCUGUCAGAAGAGAAACACUAUAGGACCAGGCUUCAAAGCUGCAAAUAAACUGUGAGCUGUUGUCGGCGCUAAGCCUAUAGAUGGGGACAACCUGACAAACAGCUUUGGAAAGGACACGAGGGAUCUGUUGGUGCUGGGAGGGAGCACUGCUUUGCUUUUCCAACGUGAACACAAACUAACCCGUGCUACCUCCAUCAGCAGUUGGUAAGACUUUGCUGUUAUUAUCCAAAGUAAAACCAUAGGACUCCAUUGAGAUCAGACUGCGUAUAAUGAUUGCAUUCUGACAACAACCAUUUGUAACCAUUUUAAAUACUGAAAAGUUCUUCCUGACCUGUAAAUGUUUGAUCUGAGUGUGCAGCAUUGCCAAUUCAGAGCUCUGUACCUGUAACAAUAAAGAGCAACAUCACA
Messenger RNA from Centrocercus urophasianus (Greater sage-grouse), 2485 nucleotides. It is a transcript of the gene KCNF1, whose product is annotated as potassium voltage-gated channel modifier subfamily F member 1. The transcript has a single exon. Lineage: Eukaryota; Metazoa; Chordata; Aves; Galliformes; Phasianidae. The record is from RefSeq and is a predicted model, not a curated record. Gene Ontology annotation, molecular function: voltage-gated potassium channel activity. The coding region runs from base 662 to 2125 and encodes 487 amino acids. Gene Ontology annotation, cellular component: membrane; voltage-gated potassium channel complex. Gene Ontology annotation, biological process: potassium ion transmembrane transport; protein homooligomerization.